Messenger RNA from Amoebophrya sp. A25, 1668 nucleotides. The record is from the annotation of a GenBank genome assembly. Lineage: Eukaryota; Dinophyceae; Syndiniales; Amoebophryaceae.
AGAAGAGGCGGGACACCAGGAGAGAACUACUAGGACGACUGUUGAAGAACAAGAUGUUGAGCAGCAGAAUGAAGGGCAAGUAGAGAAGAGUUCUUCGCCACCGCACUCAGCUGCACAACUGCAGUCCUCUUUUGUUGGGAUCAAAGUGGCGGCUGAUGCUGCGGAACAGUUAAGACUUUUUGUUCGACAAAUGAUCCAAACGAGAAACUACCAUCUACUUCUGUUGUUUGGACCUCAAAAGCAUCUGCUUGUUCGUUUUCCUAGACGCUGAGUAUGUUGAGUAAGCACUUGGUACUAUCUUUGCUUCAUAAUUUCUACUCGCUCGUAUGGAUGACGCUGAAAAAAACAUGCAGGCGCGGAGCCGGAGCCGCCGGUUGAUAAUUACAACUGCGUUAGUUUAAGUUGUUGUUUAAUUAAAUCAGAUCGUUAUUCUUAAGAUGGAUAUGUCUUCUAAGUCGACAAGAUGGUGGACAACUAGGCACAACAGGAGCACAACUAAGCACAACUGCGAAAAAAGGCACAAGUGGAACAUUAAGCAAAACUGCCAGCGCUUCCAGCUCCGCGGAAGGCUUCUCCACCUCCAGAACAGCUUCUUCUAUUUCCUCCAGCUCCUCGGACGACGGCUCCACCCACAUUAAGGGUACUCAGGUUAAAGGUGUUCCUAUUGUCGUUUCUUUUGCCUCUCCUAAUGGAGAAAACAAAGAAUGACACCACAUUGGUCAUCAUCCUCGUUGUUCUCUCCAUGGAGAGAACGGGCUAAGCAACCACCAAAUUGGUCAUCAUCCUCGUUGUUCUCUCCAUGGAGAGAACGGGCUAAGCGACCACCAAAUUGGUCAUCAUCCUCGUCACCCCCUCCGGGGAUGUCAGACAGGACGUUACACCAAAACCCUGGUAGCGCUAACUCCAGCGAGGGUAGGAGGAACAAGCAAGGAAAAAUAGCAGCUAGCCCUCGCAAGAACAGCUUGAAGGAGCUGGUUCAAAAGAAGGUGCUGACGCCUCGCCAACAACUAAUUAAGGCUAGUACGGUACCAGGAGUUUCCCCUCAUCUAUCUCAGGUCGGUAGUCCGUCGUAGUCUCUGCAUCCAAAAUAAUAAUAAUAAUAAUAAUACUAAUAUUAUUGAUAAGGCCUUCCUCGUCCUGUUUCAGUUUCUAAUAGAAGUAACGCAGGACGAGGUGACUCUCUUGGAGAAAGAGAAGUUGUAGCCGCAGCAGCUAGUGUGUCCAAAGAUACAACGAGUCCAUCAACGGCUUCACCAGGACAAGAACCGUCCACGGCUUCACCACGAGGAGAUAGCGCCAGUAAUCUUAAGGCUACUUCUCUAGUACAACUUCCAACUUACUAUUCGAAUACCCACCAGAAUGAAGGAGUACAACUAUCGACCACACGAGUCGCCGUAGAAUGGAUCAUCAAGAAUGCGCUCUAGCUCUAAUGCUUCUGGUGCAGCAGCACCGUCAUCUUCUGGAUCUCCUGAUAGUAUGAAAGGAAAAAUAAGUGUCCUCAUCGUUAUUGAUUCUCAAGAUCCUAGGUGGCACUUUCAAAGUUGAGUGAGGCUGCCUCUUUUCUUGAGGAUGAGUACCCUUUUUCCUGUCAUAGAUGGCACACCCUCGUCAAGUUCGGAAGGACAAAAACCUCCACCCGGAGGAACUGAAGGAGCUGGCGCGGAGGAU